ACUCGCACGGUCAUAAAUCGAGAGAUGAUCAUUUGUGAGGUAUAAAAGUACACGGUACGGAUGUAACGUAUUUCACUCGACAAAUCAGUCUAGAGCCGACAACAGGCCAAAAAGUCUCCAUUUUCUUUCAAGAGGUAAGAAAAGCAAAUAAAAACAAACCAAGAUGUGUGAUGAUGAUGCAGGAGCUCUUGUCGUCGACAACGGAUCGGGCAUGUGCAAGGCCGGAUUCGCUGGUGAUGAUGCACCACGUGCCGUGUUCCCAUCGAUCGUUGGCCGACCACGUCAUCAGGGUGUGAUGGUCGGUAUGGGCCAAAAAGAUUGCUAUGUCGGUGAUGAAGCCCAAAGCAAACGUGGUAUCCUUACAUUGAAAUACCCAAUUGAGCACGGUAUCAUUACUAACUGGGAUGAUAUGGAGAAGAUCUGGCAUCAUACCUUCUAUAAUGAAUUGAGAAUUGCACCAGAAGAGCAUCCAGUCCUCUUGACCGAAGCCCCAUUAAAUCCAAAGGCCAAUCGUGAAAAGAUGACUCAAAUCAUGUUUGAAACCUUCAAUUCACCAGCCAUGUAUGUUGCCAUCCAAGCUGUCCUCUCAUUGUACGCUUCCGGUCGUACAACUGGUAUUGUAUUGGACUCCGGUGAUGGUGUAUCACACACUGUCCCAAUUUACGAAGGUUACGCAUUGCCACAUGCCAUCCUCCGUUUGGAUUUGGCUGGUCGUGACUUGACCGAUUACCUUAUGAAGAUCCUUACCGAACGUGGUUACUCAUUCACAACCACCGCCGAACGGGAAAUUGUCCGUGACAUCAAGGAAAAAUUGUGCUACGUUGCAUUGGACUUUGAACAAGAAAUGGCAACUGCAUCGGCCUCAACAUCAUUGGAAAAGUCAUAUGAAUUGCCAGAUGGUCAAGUCAUCACCAUUGGUAAUGAACGUUUCCGUUGCCCAGAAUCGCUAUUCCAACCUUCAUUCUUAGGUAUGGAAUCAUGCGGUAUUCAUGAAACCGUUUACAAUUCAAUCAUGAAGUGCGAUGUUGACAUCCGAAAGGACUUGUAUGCCAACACCGUACUCUCAGGCGGUACCACCAUGUAUCCAGGUAUUGCUGAUCGUAUGCAAAAGGAAAUCACCGCAUUGGCACCAUCAACUAUUAAGAUCAAGAUUAUUGCACCACCCGAACGUAAAUACUCCGUAUGGAUUGGUGGUUCAAUUUUGGCUUCAUUGUCUACCUUCCAGGCCAUGUGGAUCUCGAAGGCGGAAUACGAUGAAAGCGGCCCAUCAAUCGUUCACCGCAAAUGCUUCUAGACACACUCAAAAAUUCAUCCAAAGAUUCAGUGUUUUUAUUCAUAUAACGGCCGUGUCGAGUGAUCUCACACAUUUAUGUACAUGCAGUCAUGCAAGAUCACAAUAAAAUUUGUUGUUAAAAUGAAAUGAAAAAAAAAAGGAUAAAUGAAUGGCGCAAAGGUUUUUACCAAAUUUUAUCGAGUAUAAAACAUAAGCAAAACAAAAGAGUGGAAGAAAAAGAAACAAAAAAAAAAUCUCAUAAUCAAAUCAGAGAAUAAAAAUAAUUUGAAUGAUGUCA
This is a messenger RNA of Sitodiplosis mosellana (orange wheat blossom midge), 1571 nucleotides long. RefSeq names its product actin, indirect flight muscle. The transcript has 4 exons. The coding region runs from base 164 to 1294 and encodes 376 amino acids. Lineage: Eukaryota; Metazoa; Arthropoda; Insecta; Diptera; Cecidomyiidae. The record is from RefSeq and is a predicted model, not a curated record. Gene Ontology annotation, biological process: mitotic cytokinesis.